AGUCGAGCCUUGACUGCAAUACUUAUAGCAUGCGUCUCGUCUCUCGGUAAAAAACUGAACCUCACGAGUAUUUUUAAGCGCAUAAAAAAGGCAUACAAUAUGGUGAAAGUUUUAUUUUUCAAGCAGAAUCUUCGUGUUAUAUAUGCUUGUGAUAUAUAAAGUGGCAACACAGCUCAAGGUCAACAGUGUAGUGGAAUAAACAAUUAGUAAUAGCACGAUGGAAAAAAUUAGGUUUGAAAUCAUCGAUAAAAAAACUAACAAGUUCCCGAAAUUCCUAUUCAGUCGUGAGACCGUCGUAGUUAAAUGUCUUACCAAUUCCGUGGAUGGAUUGGACGAUUGUUGGAAAAAACUAUUCAAGAACAUCACGUGCCAAUAUGAUCCUAAUGAUUCUAUAAGUAUAGACGUAUCUACUGAUUCAGUAGAGUUGGAACCGGUUAGCGAAGUUUUCAAACCAGUAUCUUCGUACGACGAUGCGGAAUUCUCAAAUUUCAUGAGAAAUGCAGUAAGUAACUAUAAGAAUUUUUGCAUAAACGACGACAUUGAAAUUGUAGUGUCCCGCUUACAUACAUCUCAAAUAACAUCAGAAUUGAGUGACGAAUCAAAUGAUACAUCGAUCGAUGAUCGUCUGCGUUAUAUAUCCGUUGACGACAACAGGAGAAAAAAUGAAAAAAGUAGAAAUCCAGAGCCUGAUAACGCUUUUGUGUUUUAUGAUUUUGAAACUAUGCUAGAAAAUACAAAGGAGAACGAGAAGCACAAAAUUCAUAAAGUUAAUCUGUGCGUCGCCCAACAGGUGUGCGAUAAAUGUAACAAACCAGGUAGAUUAGAUAAGUCAAUAGAUUGCAAUUAUUGUGGAAGGGGUAAUGUGCGGAUAUUUAAGGAAAAUCCAGUAGAAUCGUUUGUGAAUUAUCUUUGGAAUGAGGAGCGUCCGAGGAAUAUCAAAGCAGUCACGUGUAUUGCGCACAAUUCGCAAGGAUUCGAUUGUCAAUUCAUUUUAAAGCACUUGAUUGAGCGACGACCGCGAAUAACCCCUAAUUUUAUUGUUAUUAAAGGUACAAAUAUCGUGUGCAUGUCCAUAAAAAAAUCAUAUGAUUUUCAAAUUAGAUUCAUAGACAGUUACAAUUAUAUCGAAGAAAAACUCGAAAAAUUUCCAGAAAUCUUCGAAUUUGUCGAAGACGAUUGUGUGAAAGGAAAAUUUCCUUUUCUAUUCAACACCCCAGAACAUCAAAAUUAUAAAGGGCCCGUUCCCGAAGAAAAGUUCUACUCCCCCGGCACCAUGUCAGCAGAGGAUCUUCAAAAAUUUGAGUCUUGGCAUAGACAAUUACGCGAAGGUGGUUACCAAUUCGAUUUUCAAAGCGAAAUCGUCAGUUAUUGUGAAACUGAUGUGGACAUUUUGAGACGCGGAUGUUACGAUUUCCGGCAAAAAUUUAUUGAACUGACUGGUAUGGAUCCUUUUGGGUUGUACAUGCCGGUUACACUUGCUAGCUUUUGUCAUAAAUUUUAUAUUAAAAAAAUAUUGCCUGAAGUUUAUAGAAAAAAUCCAGUUAAGGAAAAAAUUGGCCUAAUGCCUAACUGUGGUUACAGAAAAAGAUUGAAGAAUACACGUGAAUCGUUGGAAUGGCUAUUAAUCAGCGAAAAAGAGACAAACAGUGAAAUCAUACACAUUGGACGUGGUCAUGAAUACAGGUUACCCGAAUUGGAUAUCAUCGUAAAUGGAUUUUCCAAAUCUGAAAAUGGCAAAGGAACAGUGUACCGAUAUUACGACUGCACUCGUCAUGAAUGCCCUGGAUAUCAUGUCGAUUCUCAAGUGAAUAAUUAUGAAAAAAUCAUAAGCUUCGGAUAUCGUUUGGAAGAAAUGUGGUCGUGUCAAUUCAAAAACAUAAAAGCAAAGUAUAAGAAAUUUCUGAACGAUCACGAUAAUCUUUACAGCGACGCCUUGAAUCCUCGAGAUGCUUUCUUUGGAGGAAGAGCAGAAAACGCAGUGGUUGUACGCUCAGUAAAGGAUAACGAGAAAAUUCGGUACAUCGAUGUAUGCUCUCUCUAUCCAUACAUUCAAAAAUACGGCAAAUAUCCUGUAGGUCACCCUGUCAUAAAAAUCGGUCACGAAUGUGACAAAUACGUUGGGACUAAGUUAGAAGGUGUCGAAGGAUUAGUGAAAUGUAGAGUCCUACCUCCGCGUGAUUUACUCUAUCCGGUUUUACCAAUUCAUUCAAAUAAUACUCUGAUGUUUCCACUGUGCAGAAAAUGUUGCGACGAUUUGGUCGAAUCGAACUGUACACACGAUGAAAAAGGUGAUCGCGAAAUCACUGGUACCUGGGUCUCGGAUGAAUUAAAAAAAGCCAUAGACAAGGGGUACGAAGUUACUGCUAUUUACGAAAUAUGGGAGUACAAAACGGUUCAGUAUAUCCGAGGAACCAAAUCCGGAGGUUUAUUUGUCGAUUAUGUUAACAAGUUCCUGCAGAAUAAGCAAGAAGCUAGUGGAUGGCCAGCAGAAUUCGAUACGAAUGAAUUACGAGAGAAGUACUUGGCGAAGUUUUUCGAACGUGAAGGAGUAAAUUUGGAUCGUGAGAAAAUGAAAAAGAAUAAAGGUCUUCGGUACAUUGCCAAAAGUUGCUUGAAUUCUCUUUGGGGAAAGUUUGGUCAAAGGAAUUAUCCCGAAACUGCUUUUUGUGAAUCUGAAAAGCAGCUUUUUAAAGUUGCUAGCAACAAAAGCCUAGCGUUACAAACUGUGGUCCCAUUCAACGAAACUGAUCUUUACUACAAAUAUCGCGACAAGAACAAGGAUAUUACACCCAAAGAAACGAUGAACGUAACCAUAGCUGUGUAUACAACUGCCCAAGCACGUCUGAAAUUGUACGAAUAUUUGGAUGAGUUACAAGAACGGGUUUUGUACUACGAUACCGAUUCGUGCUUCUACGUGACGGAGAACGACGAUCAAAUCGUUCCGACUGGACAGUUUUUAGGCGACAUGACUGAUGAACUAAUGGAGCACGGCAAGGGUAGCUACAUCCGAGAAUUCGUUUCGUUGGGUUCCAAACGCUACUCGUACAUCGUCGUGAAACCCGAUAAGAGCGAAAAGAUCGUGACUAAAAUCAGCGGAAUACAGCUGAAUUCGUCCAACAGUGAUAAAUUUAGUCACGAGAACAUAAAAGAAUUAGCCGAAGGACGGAUCAAGGAAAUCGAACAUACUUCGGAGGAGAUUCGUCGUACCCGGCAACACGACGUCGUUACUAAACCUGUAACUAAAAGAUUCAAGGCGACUCGGGUCCGUAAGCGAAUUUUCACACGAAAUGACGAGUCUUAUCCGUACGGAUAUAAAAGAUUCAAGCGUAGCGAGGACUGAUCCCGAUACUUGUUAUAUUAGUUAUAAGCUAAACUUGUGUGCAAUAACAAAAUAUCAUAAUAUAAAAUAUCAUUGGUACUAUGUUGUUAUAUUAAAAUGCUUUUUACUCUGUUUUGAUGAAAUAAAUAAUAUUUACUUCUAACGUAA
This is a messenger RNA of Nasonia vitripennis (jewel wasp), 3487 nucleotides long. RefSeq lists its product as uncharacterized. Gene Ontology annotation, biological process: DNA replication. The record is from RefSeq and is marked validated. Gene Ontology annotation, molecular function: nucleotide binding; DNA-directed DNA polymerase activity; DNA binding. NCBI's taxonomy places the organism in Eukaryota, Metazoa, Arthropoda, Insecta, Hymenoptera, Pteromalidae.